Molecule: messenger RNA, 3514 nt
Organism: Cokeromyces recurvatus
Lineage: Eukaryota; Fungi; Mucoromycota; Mucoromycetes; Mucorales; Mucoraceae
Exons: 1
Coding region: 28-3426 (1132 amino acids)
Biological process (GO): monoatomic cation transport; copper ion homeostasis
Cellular component (GO): membrane
Molecular function (GO): P-type divalent copper transporter activity; ATP binding; copper ion binding
Source: RefSeq, a predicted model, not a curated record
UUUUUUUUUUCUACUUCUUUAAUUGAUAUGAGUAAUUCUAAUGAAGUAGUCAUCACUAUUCCUAUUCAAGGCAUGACUUGUAUGUCUUGUGUUAAUUCUAUUACUAAAGCUUUAACUCCUUUUGUAAAUACUGUUCAAGUAAACUUGAAAAAUAAUAAUGCAAAUAUUACUUUUAAUCCAGCUACAACAUUCUUGGAAAAUAUUAUAGAAACAAUAAAGGAUUGUGGCUUUGAUGUACCCAAGUUAGUUUUAUCUAUUCAUGGAAUGACUUGUCAUUCUUGUGUUAAUUCAAUUACAAAAGCAUGUCUUGAUUUAAAAGGUGUAAAUUCAAUCGACGUUAGUUUAGAAAAUAAAAAUGCAACUGUUUUAUAUCAUCCUUCACUUGUUUCUGUUAACGAAAUUAAAGACACAAUCGAGAGUUGUGGUUUUGAUGUUGUGCUUCCUUAUUCAGGAGAAGAAGACAACUCAUCCUCUUUAACACUACCACCACCACCACCACCAUUAUCUAUUUUACAUACAAGUGUGGAUAUGGAGGAAGAAGAAGACGAUGAAUGCCAACAACACUAUAUGUGGACUGCACAGUUAAGAAUUAGUGGAAUGACUUGUGCUUCAUGUGUGAAUAGUAUAGAAAGAGGAUUAUCAACAAUUCAGGGCAUUAUGACUGUACAAGUCUCAUUAUUAGCUGAAUCAGGAAUAGUGACAUAUAAUUCAUCUAUCAUUGAUAUAGAUGACAUUAUAAAGCAUAUAAAUGAUAUGGGUUUUGAAGCUUCUUUCAUCGACCAUACUACUUCUUCACAAGAUAAAUAUACAAAACUUCAAUUACAAAUUUAUGGUAUGACUUGUUCUAGUUGUGUAAAUACCAUUGAAAGUGAAAUUAAAAGGCUUGAGGGAGUUCAGUCUGUAUCUAUUCAGCUUAUGACCGAGUCAGGUAUCAUCAUUCAUCAUCCAUCUCAAAUUGGUCCACGGCAAAUCGUGGAAGCUAUAGAAUCUUUGGGUUUCAAUGCCCUCGUAUCUGAUAAAACUCGUGAUAUACAACUUGAAAGUUUAUCCAAAGUCCGGGAAAUCCAGCAAUGGCGUACUACCUUUUUACAAAGUUUCAUAUUUGCCUUUCCUGUAUUUGUCAUCGCCAUGAUUCUUCCUGAAUUUCAAUUGGGUCGUUCUCUAUUGAAUACACCUACUUAUAUUAUACCAGGAUUCUUUCUCUUUGAUUUUAUUCAAUGGCUACUCGCAACUCCUGUGCAGUUCUGGAUAGGUAAACGCUUUUUGAUUUCAGCAUAUCAAUCUAUAAAACAUCGUGCUCCUACUAUGGAUGUCUUGGUUACUAUAUCUACUUUAUCAGCUUAUUUCUUUUCAGUCUUAUCCAUCAUUCGGUCUAUCUCUAUAGCCUCUCCUACUCAUCCCUCUGUCUUCUUUGAUACUUCAACCAUGCUCAUCUCAUUUAUUACUGCUGGCCGUUAUUUAGAAAAUUUGGCAAAGGGUCAAUCCUCUACUGCACUCUCUAAAUUAAUGUCAUUAACUCCUUCUACUGCAACCCUUGUUCAAUUUCCUGAUACUACCACCACAGAUGAGAAGCAGGCAAUCACAUCUGAAAGGCAGAUACCUUCUGAAUUGGUCCAAAUCAAUGAUUACUUGAAAAUUAUUCCUGGUGAUAAAAUUCCAACGGACGGUGUUGUGUUUUCAGGUGAAUCCUCUAUAGAUGAAAGUAUGAUUACAGGUGAAGUGGAUCCUGUAAAUAAACAUCCAGGUGAUACCGUGAUUGGUGGAACUGUAAAUGGCUUGGGCUCAUUCAUAAUGCGUGCGACACGUGUAGGUUCUGAUACGGCUCUAAGCCAAAUUGUUAGAUUAGUGGAGGAUGCACAAAUGAACAAGGCGCCUAUUCAAGGAUUUACAGAUAAGGUGGCUGGUAUCUUUGUCCCUCUUGUUGUAUGUCUUGGUAUCUUUACUUUAGUCUUUUGGUCCCUUUUAGUAGGUUGUCUAGGGGUCAAUCGUAUGCCUAUACUUUUCCAACAUGAGAUUACAAGAGAAGGGAAUGGAGAUUGGUUCUUUGUCUGUCUCAAGCUAUGCAUCAGUGUUAUUAUUGUCGCUUGUCCUUGCGCAUUAGGUUUAGCUACACCCACUGCAGUGAUGGUAGGCACAGGUUUAGGUGCAGAGCAUGGUGUGAUCUUCAAGGGGGGUGCAGUCUUGGAGAAGGGUCAAAAGGUCAAUAAGGUUGUAUUUGAUAAGACGGGUACGCUAACGAUGGGUAAGGUACAGGUUGUGAAUUAUCAAAGUUGGGAUGGUCUUGAAUCAACGCGUCAAGAAAUGCUUUUGGUGGCAGCCAUUGCAGAGGCAGGCAGUGAGCAUCUCUUGGGUCGUGCUGUCGUUCAUAAAGCAAAGGAAGUCACAUCUACACCCUCAGAUCAACCCUUGGAUCAUUUAGGCUUCAUCUUGAGUUUUAAGAGUGAAACUGGCUAUGGUAUUGAAUGUAACAUCUCUCGUCAUGAAAAAGUAGAUCAUGUAGUGAUUGGUAAUCAAAAAUGGCUGGAAGAAUAUCAUGCUAUCACUUUACAAAACGAACAAAUUCAAAUAGUAGAAGGGGAGUUGUCGCAAGGCCAUACGACAAUCCUUGUUGCUAUCAAUCAUGUUGCGACAGGGUUUAUCUCUAUUUCUGAUAUGAUUAAACCGGAAGCAAAACGAGUGAUUGCGACGUUAAAAGAGUUAGGUAUCGAUACAGCUAUGGUUACAGGUGAUAAUGCCUUAACUGCGCGAUGUAUUGCAGCCCGUGUAGGUAUUACAGAAGUUCAUGCUGGCAUUUCACCUAAUGGUAAAACACAAAUUAUAAAAGAGAUGCAAGCACAGAUUAGACACAGACGUCAUAAUAAAUGGAUACCCUUCUGGGAGAAACAUACGGAAGCUACAAUUGUAGCUAUGGUAGGCGAUGGUAUUAACGAUUCCCCUGCCCUUGUUGCUUCUAAUCUGGGAAUUGCUCUCUGCAGUGGCACAGAUAUCGCUAUAGAAGCGGCUGAUGUUGUGUUAAUGCGUAAUGACUUGACUGAUGUCGUCACUGCACUAGCACUCUCCAAAAGUAUUUUCAGACGUAUUAAACUAAAUUUAUUAUGGGCAUCCAUCUAUAACUUGAUUGGCAUUCCUUUAGCAAUGGGUGUUUUUAUGCCUUUAGGGCUUCAUUUACAUCCAAUGAUGGCAGGUAUGGCUAUGGCAGCAAGUUCAACAAGUGUUGUCGUUAGUAGUUUAAUGUUGAAAUGGUUCUGGCGUAAACCUGAAUUAAUUGAUGAAGAAAAUUACUAUUCUGAAAACAAAGUCAAUCUCUUUUAUAAGUUUUAUACAAGGAUUAACAAUUGGAGAGAGAGACAAAAGGGAGUUGCAUAUCAAUCACUGGUUACCUUGGAUGAUCAAGAAAUUGAUUUAGAAAGCCUAUCUUCCCAUUAGAUUUAUUUAAUACAUACAUGCAUAUAUAAAAAGUUAAUACAAUUACAUAAUAUUCCUAAUAAAACAGUGUCUAUCUUAUCUCACACUA